CAUCGGCUCACGUUAUUUCUGCAACCGUUUCCAAAGGUCCCAUCCCCUUGUCUUUACAUGUGUUUACGGGAUCAGACCACCUACAGUGACUCUGUACUACUCACAUUGGCUCCUGAGGACACUAGGCCUACUACUAUACGUCUAUCUUUGUAGUUGACCGCAAUGAGACCAACACACAGAUGGGAGGUUACAUCUUGCAAAAUCUUGGUGGCUUCAUGCUCUACGUUUAUUGGAGAAAGCCCUGCAUCCUUAACCCUGUCCCCAGACAAUUUGUCACCUUACCCUUCAGAAAAUCCAACCACAUGGUCGUCCCUCCAGGAGGAGAAAAAAAUCGCUGCUCUAACUCCAACGGACUUUUGUCCUUGCCUUCCAAAGGAGGAAUCUCUAUCGGUGGGGUUAUAUAUUACUUGGCUUUGGUGGAUAGGGAUCGAUUUGUUGUUGUUAGUUUUGACAUUAGAUCCAAAGUGUUCAACAUGAUCCAUGUACCCAAUCUGCUUGAAGAUGCCCCGGAAGAUACCCCAGAUCUGACUCUUUUGGAGCAUGGUGGAAAAGCAACUCUAUGUGACCCAACCAAUCUUAGAGACAAGGGUGUCUUGGCUUUAUGGAAUCCGGAAGAUGUUGGGAGCAAGAAAAGGUCGUGCAAGAGUUUGGUUUUGCAGCCUUCUCAGCUGCCUUUAGUCGACAUCAUUACAUUCAGGGUAAAAGGUACAACUCAAACCGGCAAUGUCUCCUGA
This is a messenger RNA of Eruca vesicaria subsp. sativa (arugula), 734 nucleotides long. NCBI's taxonomy places the organism in Eukaryota, Viridiplantae, Streptophyta, Magnoliopsida, Brassicales, Brassicaceae. The record is from the annotation of a GenBank genome assembly.